AGCAGCAGCCCCGGCAUCGGCGCUCCGAGCAGCAGCCCCGGCCGGCCCCGAUCCCGCGCAGCGCCGCCGCCUCGGUAUCCGCCCCCGGAGCUCGGCUCCAUCCCGCCGAGAGCCCGGCGGGAACAGGAACAUCACCCCUGCCUCUGCCAGCAUGAUGAAGGGCUGCCAGAAUGAGUGCGCAGGUGGAGGAUGUUCAGGAGAAACAGGAAAGCAAAUGACUGAGUCUUUCAAGGCUUCUGACUUGAUUAUCACCCCAGCUACGACGUUCAAGGAAAAACCAGACCCCACUGGUUUGGUGUUUGGAACUGUGUUCACUGAUAAUAUGCUGACAAUUGAAUGGUCCUUGGCUUCAGGAUGGGAGAAACCCUAUAUUAAGCCACUGGAGAACCUCUCAUUACAUCCAGCCUCCUCAGCCCUGCAUUAUGCUGUAGAAUUGUUUGAAGGGAUGAAGGCUUACCGAGGAGUGGAUGGCAAAAUCCGCCUGUUCCGCCCGACCCUGAACAUGGACAGGAUGGCGCGAUCGGCACGGAGGACAACUCUGCCAUCUUUUGACCAGAACGAGCUGCUAGAGUGCAUCCGUAAGCUCGUGGAAGUGGAGCAGGAGUGGGUCCCUUACUCCACCUCUGCCAGCCUGUAUAUCCGUCCUACCCUGAUUGGAACUGAGCCUUCCCUCGGAGUGAAGAAGCCGACUAAAGCCCUGCUGUAUGUCAUCCUGAGCCCUGUGGGCCCUUACUUUGGAGGUGGAAGCUUUAAUCCAAUAUCCUUAUGGGCAGAUCCAAAAUAUGUAAGAGCAUGGAAAGGGGGAACAGGAGACUGCAAAGUGGGAGGGAAUUAUGGUUCUUCUAUUUAUGCCCAGCAAGAAGCCCUGGAGUUUGGCUGCCAGCAGGUUUUGUGGCUCUACGGAGAAGAUCACCAAAUAACUGAAGUUGGAACAAUGAAUCUGUUUCUCUACUGGGUAAAUGAAGAUGGAGAAAAUGAGCUGGCAACACCACCUUUAGAUGGCAUCAUCCUUCCAGGAGUGACAAGGCAAAGCAUUUUGGAUCUGGCACGCAGCUGGGGAGAAUUCAAGGUGUCUGAGCGAUACAUCACCAUGAGUGACCUGACAGCUGCCUUGGAAGAGAACAGAGUGAAGGAGAUGUUUGGUGCUGGAACAGCUUGCAUUGUAUGUCCCAUCGCUAAAAUUUUAUAUAAGGGCAAGCAUUUGCACAUUCCAACUAUGGAGAAUGGGCCUGAGUUAACAACCCGUUUCCUGAAUAAGCUAAGUGAUAUCCAGUAUGGAAGAGAAGACAGCGAUUGGACAGUGCUGGUGUCAUGAAGGUGGCAGAGCUCAGACCCUCCAGACAGAGCUGACAUCUGAAUAAUGACAACUUCUGUAGCUGCCAGUGCGUAGCAUAGCCUCAGUAUCAAUCUGCUCCCCAGGAUGAUUGUUUCCACAAUCCGGCAAACGUGAACACAAUCAUUUUGAUUUCUACUGUAAUCCUGUUGGUAGAGGCCCGUCUUCUUGGUAGAGGUGCUACAUGUUAGCAAUAGAACUUUCCUAAUGGUUUUCUUAGUGCCUCCUUAUAUGCAGUCUAAAAACUCGUGAAAUGCUCUUCAACUGCUCUUCAGUUUGGUGUGUUUACUGCCGCCAUCAGCGGAACGUGUGUCACGUGAGGAUGUCGCCCGUUACCUGCCCGCGGCGUUCUGUCGACACAAUUCUGCCUUUUGCUCCGCGUUUGGGAAACAAAUCGGUUUAGCCACACACUCCAUCCUUUCUGCUCUGCUUGUGUGGGAGAUUCCUGAGUUUGCAUAGCUUGCUAGGUGCCCUCAUGCUCUGUCCAACUACUCUGGCCUUUAGCCCAAAAUUCUCUUGAGUCAGUCUAGCCUGCAAGAUGGUCCCCGUUGGCCUAUUGCCCUUCCCUCCACGGGGAUUUGCAGGGGCUGCUUGGGCAGUGCAGGCCUCUCUAAUAGUUGAGCACAUUCUCCUGGACAUGAUUUAGAAGGCUGUGUCAGGCCCUGCUGAGAUAGAAAUUCCCCUUUGGCCUCGCAAAGCUGGGCUCUGCACGCGCAGUGUUGCCUUCCAGGUGAGUGUCUAGAAAAGGAGAUGAGACAACUUUGGCUGUGAAAAUUGAACCAUUCUUCACGGCAACAAAAUUGAGGAAUUUCUUUCAUCGUCCACUCACAUGAUUUAGGUCAGAAAAAUGGUUUUCUCACCCCUUUCACAUGCUUGCUGUAUCUAGCCUCCUUUGACGUGUGUACUGUAGAAGGGCCUUCCUUUUAAGGAACAAGCAGUGCUGUCAAAAGAACAGAAAAUACCUAGAGGGAAAGAGGUUUCAUUCAAACCCUGAUUUCAUUCUGGUUAAGUAGAAUUCAUACAACGCUGCUUUCUCUCAUGCAGUCUUGAUAUUUUGGAAGCAGUACAGAGCAUGUAGCCCAUAGCUGGGGAAGUAACUUCUGCAAAUGUUCCCUAACCAUCAUUCUGUAAUAUUUAUUAGCUUUCUCCUUCUGCACACAGCUUUGUUGAACAGCUUUAAGAUACCUCUUGCCAAAAAGGUUAACCAUAUUCUCUAUCAAUGUUCCAAAGUGCUACUUCAGUAUAAAACUGGUGGAACUUUAUUGACACUUUAUUGGAGUCCUGUAAGAAGUAAAAGUGAAACAUUUCUUGUUCUAGUGUGCAGUAGAGAUGCACCAGUAUUAAGGGAAACAUUUAGCACUUUAAUUUUUUUUUUUUUAGACCAACAGUAUCUCUCCCAUGCUUAAUAAGUCCUUUGUAGUUACUGGCAUUUGUUAACAUAGCUUAAACAGGCAAAAUCUAAUUUCUAGUGGACCAUCCAUGCCUUACACAGCUGUUAAAGAGCAGCCUUAUGGCUUCCUGUUCAUUUUUGGCCACAUUUUGAAGUCCCCUCCUUAGCCAUCACUUUAUUCUGAUCUCUCAGAUAAUGAUUUUUCCUGUCUUUGACUACAGUCCAAUCUGAUGUUUUAAUGAAGAACAGUUGAAGGUUCUCUCUGACAUUGUAACUAUUGUUAAAAAUUGAUGGAUAAUUUUUUCUUUAGUCUACAAUUGCAAGCAUAAAAUGUUGUUUCACUUACAGUAGCCAUAGCGUUGUGACCAUUUGAAUCUGUAUCAUGUGCUGGUCUUUGUUCAGUAUCUCACUAUGUACUAUAAGCUGCUGGUAGUAUUUCCUUUUAUUUAAUUAGAUGGCUGGUGAAACUAACGUGGGGAAUAUGUCUAGAUGCAAUAUGAGGUAGAGAGUUUUAUCCAACAAGACCAGUAUGGAAAUUAAAGAGUGCCUUUAACCAGAGUGUGGCAUGGAGCUCUCUAAAGAUUAUGUAAUGAGCAACCAUUUAUGGCUUACUGAUACUGAACUAUCUAAUCUUUCCUUCAAGUUCAUCUUUGAUUUAGCAGCAAAUGGAAAAGUGAAAAUAUCUAACCUCAGGUGCAUGGCAAAGUGGUUGUGCAAUACCUUAACGUCUCAGCUUUUAUAGAGUUGAUAUAUGAUAUCUUAUACCCAAAAUCCCCAUGAAGGCCUCAGUAUACCAGCAGCAGUGUAUUCACUAGGCAGAAUGAGUAAGGACCAGUUAGAAGAAUUAUUUUACUGAAAUGCAAACCUGGAAGUAGCGUAAAAUGUCUCUUAAAUUGGUUGCAAGUCAUUUAACGUGAAGAAAUGGUGGUUUCAUUUGUUACGUUUGGCACCGACCAGAGAGACACAUCUCUUUUUUUCUGCUGAUGGAGACUUCAAAAUGAGGAGAAUUGGUAGUGGAAUGACCCACAGAAAAGAGUGGUCUUUUCUCGAAGGGAAGAAUGAAAAUGUGUAUUGUGCGUAUGUUAAUUGUUGUCUUUACCAUCUUGGUUAAAAUUGCCUUGCUCUGUCUGUGUCAACUCAAAGCUGUGCUUGUUUCCAAGUGCAAUCCAGGGGAAUAGGUUUUAAACUUUGAAACCUAAAUAAGAGAGCUGACAGGUCAGUGCAGUACAGGAAAUUAUUCUGAUGUUGCAUGCUGCCCUACUCUGAAUUCUGGCAGUGCAUUUUAUCCCAUUAACCAAAGGAAAGAAAUACCAUGUGUAAAUAACAAUCAGUGUUUGAUAUUCCAUUCUCCUUGUUUUCGCUUGUAAAAUUUAGGAGGGAACUGUGGUAUUCCCUGAGCUAGUAACAGAUUGUAAAAGAACAUCUGCACAUCUUUUCUCCAUGUGCCCUAUUUGUUUAAUUGCAACAGAUUUACAUAGAAAGAGCAUGGUACAUCAUAACUAGGCAAUUAUCCAUUCUUCAUCACUUCGUUAUGGUUCUGGUAAUUGAUCAUUUAAGACAUAAGAUAGUCUAACAUUAGGAAAAUUUGAAACUGUUCAAAAAAGAUCAACAAAUUAAUAUUGUGUGAUAUUUGCAUAAUUGGCUGCAAUUAUUUAAUGUUUAAUUGGGUUGAUCAAAUGAGAUUCAGCCUUUCACAUGCUUAUGUUUUACAAACACUGGUACUUUAAAAUUAUAAUAAUGAAAUCUAAUUUUCAUACGUUCUUUCUUCUCCUCUUCAUUCUUUUGAUUAUUAUUUUCACUAUUGAGCAGGUCCUUAAUUUUCAGUUUGGUUAGCAUGAUUCAUGACUAGGAAAAAAGUCCUUCAAAUAGCAGAAUUUUCAUGAAACUGGCAUUUCAUACAAGCUGUUCUGGAGCCAAGAAUUAUGGCUUCAGCAACUGGCAUUACUUCACCAGAUUGUUAACUGCAGUGAGGGCAAAUUCACUGAGAAUUGACAGGGACAGACCCAGGUGAGGAUGCUAAUAAAGGUUCCUAGGGUAGAUAAUCUGUUCAGUCCAUAUCAGUGCAAAGCAAACGUGAUUUUCCUGGGUUGUAGAGGGGAGGACUGAUAACACAAAAGCAAGUAGUGAGAUUUCUCUGUCCAGCCAUUGUUUAUACCUGUUGAACUAUCACAAGCCAAAAAGCAGUUAUCAGCCACUACUCCUCUUUGUAUGUAGCCUCUUGUUUGGGUUUGCCUAAUUCAGCAUCAAGAUAUCAUAGAUCCUUUCCUGUAUACUUACUAUUUAUCCUCAGGCAUGAAGAAAUUUGGGAAAAUGAGAUACCUAAGAGUCAUUUGGAGUGCAAGUUAUUUGAAAUAUCUGUCUUCCAAGAGGUAGACAGAGAAACAGCUGGGACUGAUCUCAGAGCUGCUUAAUUAGAGGAGGAACCCUCUUGAAUUCAAUGGCCUCUCCAAAACAAUCUGCAUAAUCCCAGCAGAUUUUCAUUGCCGUCUUCCUUUCACACAGACUGACACCCCUUUUUCAUUUUUUUUCUUCUAUUGUUAUCUCAGAUCUAAAAGUGAUUAUUUAAGCAAAUUUGCAUUCUUCUUGCUUCUUCCUAGCAGUAGUGAUAUUAAACAAAAGGAAAAAAAAAAAAAAAAGUAUUUUUUUCAUAUUCCAGGUGCUGAGGGAUCAGAAUUGUGCUUUACCAGCAGAACAUGUGAUCUCGAACAGACUGAAUCCCACUGGCUUUGUGACCCUGGAAAAGUUACUGAACUCUUUCUAAGUGCAGAGUCAUAGUACUACCACUUACACCACUUCUAACUCUAAUCCAAACUUUUGCUUAAAAACUUAUUUCAUUACAGAUCAAAUUAAGCUUUCCAGAAAAAGCUUUUUAUGCAACAAGAAAUAUGCCAUGUAAAGUCCAGUAUUUCAAGGAUUAUAUUAGAAUAGACUGAUUUGGUUAUGCAGAGAAAAAUGUUAUUUAAAUGAGAGAUACAUUCAAGGUUUGCUGCAUAAACAUAAAAAUGUGUAACAAAUGUAGUUCAGAAUAUAAAAAUUAGCAUACAGAAUGAUCUUGACAGGAGAAAUGCACCUCAAACUGGGCUGUCCUAUUAAAAAAGUGAUGCUUGAAGGAAUCAUAACACUCUCAAAGUAAAGUCAUUAGCAUGGGACUCUCUUAGAGGUGCACUUGGUCAUGUAGCCCUGAGAUAGACCUCUUUAUCGAUCUUGACCAAAAAUUUGCUGAACUGCAAUGCUUACCAACUGGAAGUAUGAAAGACCUGUGUUUUGUCUCUGUCCUCAAGAUCUGGAAAAUAAUUCAUGGGUCCUGAAUCAUUUAAGCUCCAAAACUUCUCAAUAAGUUACUUGUAUUUUUAGCAGUAAGAGCAAAAGAGAAUACUGGCAUUGCAUGGGAGAAAAAUACUGUUGUAGCAGUCCUCCUGUCCAUGCAUUGCUUUGAGCAUGAUUCUUAUUAGUAAGAAUACCAGGAUAUUUUCUCUGACUGUGCAAAAUCUGAGUGCCAUUUCUAGUACACUCUAUAUAUCCCCAGCUCCAUAAACGAAACUAGCUUGGCCAUUACCUUGAGCUAGAGCAGUCAGGUACAUUAGGACUUAGCAGAUGAGGAGCAAGAUGAAAUUACAAUAGUAAAUAGAUUUGAAAUAAUAAUAGUCAAUAGAUUUGGAAUUAAGUUUUAGAAUUAGGAGCUCGGAUAAACAGAAGUCUCAUUAAUCACACUAGCAAGAUUAACUACACCCAAAUAUACAAAAAUAAAAUGAAUGCUAAUUAUAUUCACCAGUAGUAACAGCAUGGUUCUCUCUGAACGUGAAUUUGCUUAUCUUAAAGCUUAAUUUAUCGUGUCUGAUUUUUACCACAAUCCUGCAUUUUCUUGCCAUACUUAAAAAAGUCUCUUAAAUUCAUAUUCAUGGGAAGAUCUUGAGGAAAAUUUAAGACCUUGAUUUAAAAUUUUAAAGCCUUUAAAAUACGUGCUGGGUAAAGUUAAGGAAACAGGGAAGACAACUUUGUGGAAGUAUUUGACUUGUGUUCCAAAUGGUUUACCAACAGUGGCCAUUUUUGGUUUUUACCAAAGAGGUAUGCAGGGAAUAGUUGAUGAAAUAAGCUUACUGCUUGUUUUUCUAAGCAAGAGUAGGGUAAAUUUCUAAGAGCUGGUUCUCUUAACACUAACUCUUUAUAGUUCUUGAUUCUGUCAGGCUUAGAGCAGUUGUUUCAGGGGGAGAUGAAGGAGCUCAGAAGCUUAUCUCAGGCAGUACUGUCUUGCAGAAACAGCUUUUCUGUCAUUUUAUGAUCAAAGUGUAUGAACAUGGAAUCUUUUAAACUUUGCACCUUUUUAUAAAAUUUUUGGUUUUCAUUUUAGAGUUCUGAUCAGGUGUUGCUGAACUAUUGUCUUACACUAUCAUACUGCAGUAGCUUUUAGGAAGAAGGCAAACAUUCUUCACGUAAUCACCUUGUUUCUGUAUGCCAAAUCCCCCGCUCACUGUGGUUUGGUCACCACUAGAAUCGUGAUCACUUCGGGUGAAAUAACUGCACCCUACUUGUACUAAAACCAAGAACUUAAUGCUGGCAGCUAAUGCCAGAGCAGUAAGUGAAAAGUCUGCUGUGUCCAGAACAGGCAUGCCAGGAGCAAGGGUGAAAAAAGCCAUCAGGUCAGUGAGGGCAGGAGGGCAGCAGCACAUCAUCACUGUCCUCCUUCAGUCCAGCUGAGACUACCCAGGUACACCCGAAGUCUAGCAGGAUCAGAGACUGAUGUUGAGAUUUAAUGCUUUUCCUCAGUUGUUUAAAUACCUGCAUCUGUGCCUAAAUUUUGAACUUGGGCCCCUGUGUCUUAACUGAAACCUGCAACCUACUUUUAUAUGUUAUAAAGUUAUAUGUUACACACUGUAGAACAGUGGACUAUUUGGUCAAACAGGUAAUGCUCCAUACCAUCUAACAGGUCAGUGAUGUAUAAUUUCUCUUCCCAUAAUUUGUAUUAAGCCCAGUGGUUGACUAGAAGGAGACAAACAAAUCAUUAACACUGUUUCAUAGUCGAGGAUGUUCACAGAGAUUGGAUUUAUUCCCUUCAUCUCCCUGGGGGGAAGGCUUGGACUCACCUUGGCCACUGAGUGACAAAGUGUAAAAGGUUCUUUGCUCUAAUAGAGACAAGAAUUUUAUCUGGAGCUAUUUGCAAACAGUUUCUGUUGGAAAGCCAGAAGUCCCAAUCAACUUGACCUCUGAGGCAUUUAGAAGGGUGCAGUAGUAGUUACUGAAACUGCAGCUCAUAAGCAGUGGGAAAUUAGCAACGUAGAGAGGGAGAAGUAAACACCUCUGAAGGGUCUCUGUUUUCUCAAAUGUUGAAAGUUAACUGGGUAUUUUACAAGAAUCUGAAGCGUAUAAAAGCAGUAAAGCACAGAUGUGUGAAAAAGUACUGGAUAAACUAAAGGAAACUCUACCUCAUUCUUCUCUAAAGGUUUUGUAGAAGCACAAUUAAGCGCUCCUAAUGGCAUUGUUACGUACCGACCAUCUGGCAUGAAAGAAAGCACUAUAUUUGUAUGUCUAUAAAUCCUGUAAGAAGUGUAUUUUGCUGGCAGUAGAAACAGUCUAUACUAUUUGCAGUUUUCCUCAUCAAAUCUGUAAUUAUGCAAUGUUUCUGUCUCCAAUAAAGGAAUUUAAUUGGCA
Molecule: messenger RNA, 8369 nt
Organism: Hirundo rustica (Barn swallow)
Lineage: Eukaryota; Metazoa; Chordata; Aves; Passeriformes; Hirundinidae
Gene: BCAT1
Product: branched chain amino acid transaminase 1
Exons: 11
Coding region: 152-1315 (387 amino acids)
Biological process (GO): L-valine biosynthetic process; L-leucine biosynthetic process
Cellular component (GO): mitochondrion
Molecular function (GO): branched-chain-amino-acid:2-oxoglutarate transaminase activity
Source: RefSeq, a predicted model, not a curated record